This is a messenger RNA of Chara braunii, 2690 nucleotides long. NCBI's taxonomy places the organism in Eukaryota, Viridiplantae, Streptophyta, Charophyceae, Charales, Characeae. The record is from the annotation of a GenBank genome assembly.
GUCGGUCAGACACAUGCUGCGGCAGGAUUCCACUAGGGGAUUCUAGUGCAGACAAUGUUUGCCUAAUUCAUGAACGGAUCAGACGUCGACGAGGAGGGAGUUGAUGAUGCUAGACUAACACGUGCAAGAUCAAGAAGGAUCCUGUACGUGUUCAGGACCCUAGACGAGGGAGAAGAAAGACGGCUUCGUGCCGAACGCAGAGCCCAUGCUUUCACAGCAUCGAGAGCAACAACAAACGUUGCAGCUAGGGAACAGGCUGCAGCAGCAGCCAGGGCAGCAGCCAUGACUUCUUCAGCAACAUCCUCCGACGCAUUUUCUGCUGCGUUCUCGUCUGGACCCCAUUUGGGAAUGCCAACAGGGUCCACGGGCACUUCCAGUUCAUCAGGUUCUAGACAGUCUACAAGUCAAAUGGCGGGUUCACAGUUCAGCCCGUUGACUCCUCGCAAAAGGGAGAUGAGGGAGCUCCAGCAGGUCGAAAGGAUCCGUGCACAAUUAGAGAAGGAACUGAAAGAAGCUACCGAUAGAGAAAGAGAGAUAAAGAAUAGAACAUUCAGGCUUGAAACGUUAGCAACUAACAAGGCUGAGUUAGAGGGCAUGGACGACUCUGGAAUGAAAGAGCCCAUGAAAGUGUUGAGGAACAACAUGCUGUCACCGCAUGCGCAUGUAGACAGCAGGUUGGACUUCAUGCAGAGCACUUUGGACCAGAUCCUGGACAUUUUGACAAGGCCAGGAUUUAGGCCACCAGCACAAUCGUCAUUGCCGUUAUCGGCGAUGUCAGGCCCCUUUCCAUUUCAAGUUGGUACACAUCCUAGUGAUAAGUUUGUCGUGGUCUACCUAGACAACAUUCUCAUCUUUAGUAAGUCUGCCGAGGAGCAUGCACAACAUGUUGAGACGGUACUUUCACUCCUUCGACAGCACAAGUAUAAGGUCAACUUAGAGAAGUGUGAAUUCGGUCGAACUAAGAUACUAUACUUGGGUCAUGAAGUAUCCGCAAAGGGAAUUAGGCCGGAAGAUGCGAAGGUGGCUAGUAUUCGAGACUGGCCACGACCUCAGACAGUCACUGAGGUCAGGUCAUUCUUAGGAAUGUGCGGCUACUAUARAAACUUCGUUAAGAACUAUUCUACAGUCGCCUCUCCUUUGACUGAUCUAACUCGACUUGACACACCGUGGGACUGGAGUGAUGAGUGCGAGGGUGUUUUCAAGAGAGUGAAGCAUGCACUCAUAAAUCAUGAAGUUCUCAUGGUUCCCGAUCCGCAGAAGCCAUUCAUAGUGACCAUUGACGCAAGCCAAUAUGGCACUGGCAUAGUGCUGGCUCAGCAGAAUGGGAUAAAGUUGAGACCGAUUGAGUACAUGAGUAAGAAGAUGCCAUCGAAGAAGUUGGCUAAGUCCACCUACAAAAGGGAACUCUAUGCUCUUUACAAGGCACUUGUCCAUUGGAGACACUUCCUAUUAGGAAGGUUCUUCUACUUGAGGACUGAUCAUCAGACCCUCAAAUGGAUCAAGACUCAACCGGCUCUUUCUGAUGCACUCAAGCGAUGGAUUGAGGUCAUAGAUCAAUAUGACUUCAAGCUUGAGUACCUGAAGGGAGAGUACAACAAGGUUGCAGAUGCGCUAUCACGAAGAAAAGACUACCUAGGUGCGCUAGUUUCUGACUUUGGCGUAUCUAACGAAGUAACUCAAUCAUUGGUGGGAGCCUAUCAGGAAGACCCUGUCACGAUGGACAUCAUGCGCAAACUUCAGGCGAAAGACAAGGCCACAAAAAGUGAGUUUGUGAUGGUGGACGGGUUAAUCUAUCUUGAGAAGGCGGGAAUAAAAAGGUUGGUAGUUCCAUCUAGUGAGAGUUUGCGUAGUUUGUUCUUAGGAGAAUGUCAUGACACAACUGGACACUUUGGCUACAAAAAGACGAGUGCUAACCUAGUACAGCGAUUUUGGUGGCCUGGUAUGCUUGAUAACGCAAAGAAGUACGUAGAGACCUGUCAGAUCUGUCAGCGGGACAAGCCGCGCACUCAAGCACCGCUUGGGUUUCUGAAGCCUUUACCUAUCCUCGCUGGUCCAGGACUGAGUGUAUCCAUGGAUUUCAUGGACACCUUAGUGACCAGCAAGAGCGGCAAGAGAUACAUAUUUGUCAUCAUAGAUCGAUUCUCCAAAUACACUAGACUAGUGGUCAUGCCAGAGACAGUCAGGACUGACUAUGUCAUCAAGCUGUUCAAGGACAACAGGGUGAGGGACUUUGGUUUACCAAAGACUAUCAUCAGUGACAAAGAUGUCCGUUUCACCAGUAAGCUGUGGAAAAAGACUGCAGAACAAAUGGGCAGUCAACUUCAAAUGACUUCAGGAAACCAUCCUGAAGCCAACAGACAGGCCGAGCAAAUCAACAGAGUUGUGCAGCACUUGCUGAGGCACUACAUCAAGCCCAGCCAGGAUGACUAGGAUGAGCAAUUGCCUCUCAUCGCCAGCCUGUACAACAAUGUUGUACACAGCAGCACCGGCGUGAGUCCUAAUCAGCUACACUUGGGAUGGAAGCCUAGAUCAGCACUAGACUUCCUCCUGCCUGAAAACCGAACCGCCGCAACUCCAGGCACACUCGAGUACGGUGUGCAGUAUGAGAAGUUGCUGCAGAAUGUUGUCGAACACAUGAAGAAAGCUCAACAAGCAAUGAUUGCUUCUGAGAAUCAACAUCGUCGACAAUC